GGAACGUCAACACAUAGCAUUGUUUGGGAAUAGCGCCGGCACUUUGCGUCCCCAGGGGUACCUCGCAAGGCGCCAUUGGUGGAAUUUGAGGAGCGUCUUACAUGGUGUUGUAGGGCUAGUGAUGCUAGCGCAGAUCGCUUCACCGUGUUAGUCGCGGCGGCCAUGCAUAAGAAGGACCGCAAACCACCCAUUGUUGUCCAUUCUGUUGCCUUUGUUUAUCAGUCUUUUACUAAACACCGAAUUCCUCAUACGAUCAAAAUGAAGUCCUUCUACACCGCCGCCGUUACUGUCCUGGCCUCCACUCAGACCGUUCUGGCCAACAACCCCAUCCAGGAGUCCGACUUCACCAAUAACAAUGGUCUUGCUGCUGCCCAGGCUGCCGCCCCCAUGUGGUACAUGCCUUCUGGUACUUGCAUGCCUUCUGCUGCUGAAGACGGCAACGGUAAGCAGACUGACGGUGUUGAUCCCGAUAACUGCAACAUCGACAAGCUGAGCCACGGAUGCCCCGAGCAGCCCAAGUACCAGGGCGACAACACGUUCUACGGCAACGUUGCUGGCGAGCCCUUUGGCACUAUUCCCACAUACUGGGCUUCCAAGAAGUGCGGUGACACCUGGAAGAUCAUCUACUACGUCUACUUCAAGAAGGAUACCGGCCACAAGAGCGACUGGGAGGGCGUUGUCAUCAACUUCAAGAACGGCACCAACGGCUGGACUCGCGACAGCGUCAAGUUUGAGCAGGACGGCAAGCAUCCCCAGACAAACUGGGGUGACAUUAACGAUACUUUUGACGGCAACGACGAUUACCAGAAGUUCCAACAAAAGAAUAAAGAUCAUCCCAAGAUCUACUUCGGUAAGUGGCAUCACUCAGCUCACUCAGAAUGGCAUACAAAUACUUUCAAAAACACGUGCCCUCCUACGUCUGGUGAUGACUUCCGAAAUGCGGAUUAUCAAUUCUGGGCUAGAAACAACCUUCGUCACACUUCUGUCCUCGAUCCUAACUGGAAGUGGGGCAAGGCUACUUCUCCUGCCAACAUUGACAUUUGCAGCUUCUAA
Molecule: messenger RNA, 1053 nt
Organism: [Torrubiella] hemipterigena
Lineage: Eukaryota; Fungi; Ascomycota; Sordariomycetes; Hypocreales; Clavicipitaceae
Source: the annotation of a GenBank genome assembly